AUGGCCGAGCGAUCUCUCCGGACUCCGGACCGCCGCGGUCGCCGCACGAGGGCACAGCAGCGGAGACUGCAGAGCAGGAAUCAGAUGAACUCUCUCCACUGGGCACGGGUAUGGCAGUCCGUCUGGGAUCAUCUCAACCUUGAUUUGGAUUUUCCUUUUGAUGAUGACAGGGCUGCAGAGCGUGCCCGUCAGCAACAACGACGCGAAGAGGCAAACCAGCGAGAGUUUCGAGUCUGGCAGCGUCGGUUCGAGGUUGCCGAGCAGCAGGGCGGUAGCAAUCGAUUCCGAGACACGGCUGCUCUCCUCGACCUCGAAGUUCCUCGGCCGUCACGUCCUCGUGUCCCACGGGAACCUACGCCGGAGCCCGAGUCUCUUGAAGAAAUGCGAGCAUGGAACGCUUUCGAGAGAGCUCGAGAGAUCGAAAACAACCCAAAUGCCGCGAGAAAGAGAAAGGAACCCACUUUGUCGCCGUCACCGGAGCCUAGCGAGCCCGAAAGAAAGUUGAAACGUCCGCGAACCCGCAGAGCCCAGGAUUUGGCGGCUCUGGCUACGCAGAAUGGAGAAUCCUCCCGAGCUGCUAGCGCCCAAGCCUCUGCUCGAAUCAAUGCCGAGGGUCCGGGCGAGCCGAGCUUCCUUCAAUCCCUUCUUAAGGAAGUAGAGGAUUCCUCAACUCCUCGCGGUGCUAAUUCGCAAGGCCCCUCGGCCCAAGUGUCAGUAGCACCAACCGAUCAUCCAUCCCCUGGGCCCUCAUCCCCAUCAAUAUCGCCUGCUCCCUCAAAUCACUCUUCUCCCCGACUAUCAUCUUCAACACCACCCCCGCAUUUUCGGAGCAGGCCGAUUUCUCCAAUCCAACUCGCGUCCCCCGCAGACCCGUCGUCUCCACCGUUUUCACCAGACGUAUCACCGGCUGGCGCUGUCAAUGGCACCAGGGAAGAUACACCACCACAACCUGCUGCCGGGCGGCCUCAGCGUCGUGUGCCAAGGGCAUGGUUGCAAUCAGUGGGUGCACGGUCUAACGAGAGUUCUCCAACCCGAACCAAACCGUCCUCGGCCGUCAAAUCUGACAUUCAAAAAAUAGUCGGAGCCGCACUCAAACCAUACUACCGCUCAAAAAUCAUUUCGAAGGAUGAGUUCACUGAUAUCAAUCGAAAUAUAUCUCGGAUGCUAUAUGAGCGUGUCGGGGGCAUUGGAAACCUCGAGGCGGGUACGAAGGCAAAUUUGGAAAGCACGGCAAAGGACGAAGUGGCGGGAGCCGUGGAUUCUCUCAAGCAGAAGCAGAGGAGCAUCAACGGUCAUGAGGAUAGUGCUUGA
This is a messenger RNA of Aspergillus melleus, 1311 nucleotides long. Its product is annotated as putative PHD and RING finger domain protein. NCBI's taxonomy places the organism in Eukaryota, Fungi, Ascomycota, Eurotiomycetes, Eurotiales, Aspergillaceae. The transcript has a single exon. The record is from RefSeq and is a predicted model, not a curated record. The coding region runs from base 1 to 1311 and encodes 436 amino acids.